Molecule: messenger RNA, 810 nt
Organism: Paraglomus occultum
Lineage: Eukaryota; Fungi; Glomeromycota; Glomeromycetes; Paraglomerales; Paraglomeraceae
Source: the annotation of a GenBank genome assembly
AUGCAAGACGUUGAAUAUGAUGAUUCCGACUCCGGCUUUCAACCUUCCGAUAGUCAAGCCCCUGCUUCAUCAUCGACACAUGUAAAGGAAAUAUGUUCAGUGUCUUCAUCAAUAGCAAAGAAUAAAUGGAGGCCGCUUGACCCCGCCGUCGAAACGAUUUGUCAACAAGCUGUUACGAAAUUCUGUACCAGCUGUCUUGGCACAUGUAAACAGAACGCCAUGGAGGACGAAACUGCAGACUCAAUUGGACAAGUUGAUUUUACGGUAAAUAAUAGCAGAUAUGUUGCUUUCUCUUUUGCUUAUCUGACAUCCUGUUUAUAUCCCACUAGAAUAAGUAAAUCUUUGGAUACCGUAACUGUUCCAAGGCUACAAACGAAACUAGUAGUCUCGAUUACAAGAAUUUAUCUUCUCAUCAUCUUUACUGGUACAGGAAACGGACUAAAUAAAACAAAUGGAAAUGCAGUUGAGAAAGAAAAGCAGCUGUUGAAAGAAGAAUCGGAAUUCUUAAAGAGCUUGCAAAGUGCUAAGAAGUCGGUCGAUUCAAGAAAUCGAUCCUUGCAGAGAUCGAAGCUUCAUCCCCUAUUUAAGGAAGUGGAAGAUCCGGAUGAUCUUGUUGAUGUCGACAACGACUUAAUCAAACAAUAUCUUACUCAUGUGACUACAGACGUUCCAUUAACUGUAAUGAAUGCUCACACCUCCAUCAUCGAUCCAGUCAUUGAUGGAGUCUACGAAGAUGAGAGGCAAAUAUGGCGCCUCAUGAAUGAAUCUGGCUUAGGUGAAAAGGUUUUUGAUGUUCUUAGAGAUUGUUAA